This is a messenger RNA of Symbiodinium pilosum, 392 nucleotides long. NCBI's taxonomy places the organism in Eukaryota, Dinophyceae, Suessiales, Symbiodiniaceae. The record is from the annotation of a GenBank genome assembly.
AUGGAUGCUGAACGGCAUCUGGCCCAGAAAGAGGGCCGAGAGGUUGAAGAUAGGGUCUUGGCACAAGUGGCCAUGCCAUUCUCUUCCUGCGGCCUGGUCAUCGGCAAAAGUGGAUCUAUGCAAAAAGAGAUCGCCGAAAAAACAGGCAUCACCGUCAAGAUCACGCCGAAGGACAAAAACGUGGUGCCGAACGAAAGGAUCGCAUCCCUCCAUGGCCCACUUGUGGCCGUGGUUGCGGCUACGCUCCAGGUCUUCCGGCUCAUACAGUCAGACCCUUCCUUGAUUACCGCGAUGGAGACGCCUGCUGAAGGCUCCAGUUUCGGCAACUUUCAGCAGCAGACCAUCGAGCCCUGGCAGCCGGCACCCCCGCCACGCCACGCAGCGGCGCCAAG